Dryobates pubescens (Downy woodpecker) is the source of this 2294-nucleotide messenger RNA. It is a transcript of the gene GNS, whose product is annotated as glucosamine (N-acetyl)-6-sulfatase. Lineage: Eukaryota; Metazoa; Chordata; Aves; Piciformes; Picidae. The transcript is spliced from 14 exons. The record is from RefSeq and is a predicted model, not a curated record. Bases 117 to 1724 code for a protein of 535 amino acids. Gene Ontology annotation, biological process: glycosaminoglycan metabolic process. Gene Ontology annotation, molecular function: glycosaminoglycan binding; N-acetylglucosamine-6-sulfatase activity.
GGCGCGCUGCUCCUCAGGUCUCUGAGCUCGGCCGCAGCUCGUCGCGGAGCCGGGCGACAGCGGCUCCCUCCGUCCCUCUGUCUGUCUUGGGGUUUGCCUGUCCCCGCUGCUACGCCAUGUCUUCUGUCGCCGCCGUGGUCCGGCGGCUGGCGCUGGCCGCGCUACUGGUGCUGAGUCCGGCGGGGGCAACGCGACAAACGCGGAGGCCCAACGUGGUGCUCAUCCUCACUGACGACCAGGACGUCUGCCUGGGUGGCAUGACCCCCCUAAAGAAGACUAAUGCUCUAAUUGCACAGAUGGGAAUAACCUUCCUAAAUGCAUAUGUUCCCAGUGCUCUUUGCUGUCCCAGUCGAGCCAGCAUUUUAACGGGGAAAUACCCACAUAAUCAUCAUGUUGUCAAUAACACUCUGGAAGGGAACUGUAGCAGCAAGUUAUGGCAGAAGAUCGAAGAGCCAUACACCUUCCCAGCAGUGCUCAAAGCUAUGUGUGGUUAUCAAACGUUCUUUGCUGGAAAGUAUUUGAAUGAGUAUGGAGCAGAAGAUGCAGGGGGAGUAGGUCAUGUCCCUCCCGGAUGGAGUUUUUGGUAUGCUUUGGAGAAGAAUUCAAAAUACUACAACUAUACUCUGUCGGUAAAUGGCAAAGCACGAAAGCAUGGUGAGAACUACAGUGUAGAUUAUCUGACAGAUGUACUGGCCAACAUGUCAUUGGACUUCUUGGAGUACAAAUCUAAUUUUGAGCCUUUCUUUAUGAUGAUCUCGACGCCGGCACCACACUCCCCUUGGACAGCUGCUCCGCAGUACAGCAAUAGCUUUCAGAAUGUCAGUGCACCGAGAAACAGCAAUUUCAAUAUUCAUGGAAAGAACAAGCACUGGUUAAUUCGACAGGCAAAGACUCCCAUGACUAACUCUUCAAUACAAUUUCUUGAUAACGCUUACAGAAAGCGGUGGCAAACUCUGCUGUCAGUAGAUGACCUGAUAGAGAAACUGGUGAAGAAACUGGAGCUGAACGGAGAGUUAGACAACACGUACAUCUUUUACACAUCAGACAAUGGCUUCCACACUGGUCAGUUUUCUUUGCCAAUAGACAAACGGCAGCUCUACGAGUUUGAUAUCAAAGUUCCGUUGCUUGUUCGAGGACCAGGGAUAAAACCAAACCAGACAAACAAGAUGCUUGUUGCAAAUAUUGACCUGGGUCCCACAAUUCUGGAUAUCGCAGGCUAUGACUUGAAUAAGACCCAGAUGGAUGGGAUGUCACUAUUGCCACUGUUGAGAGGAGACAAAAAUGUGACAUGGAGAUCAGACUUCCUGGUGGAGUAUCAAGGAGAAGGAUACAAUGGCAGUGAUCCUACUUGUCCUGGCCUAGGACCUGGAGUCACACACUGCUUCCCAGACUGUGUCUGUGAAGAUUCCUAUAACAACACAUACGCUUGUGUAAGGACACUCUCCCCUUCCUGGGACCUGCAGUACUGUGAAUUUGAUGACCGGGAGGUGUUUGUGGAGGUGUAUAACUUGACUGCAGAUCCACACCAGAUCAAUAACAUUGCUAAAACAAUUGAUCAAGAAAUUCUAGAGAAGAUGAACUAUCGGUUGAUGAUGCUGCAGUCCUGUUCAGGAGCAACUUGCCGUACACCAGGUGUCUUUGAUCCCGGGUACAGGUUUGACCCACGGCUCAUGUUCAGCAAUCAUGGGAUUCGGGCACGGAGGUUUUCUGCGGAGCCUUUAUGAGGCAAUUACAGCCUCUUCAAUCAGCUCCCACUGACCAGUUUCUCCAGUGACUGCAGCAGGUCUGUCUCUGUUACUCCCAUUGAUUGCAGCUGGAAGACUUUUAAUGGGCUAUUCAAACUCUGUUUGGAAGAAAACCCUUUGUCUUUAGCUGGUUGCCUUGUGCAAUAUGUAUAUUUUACAGCUGAACUCUAACUAAAUCAUUAGACACAGCUAAUCUGUCUUGCUCAGAUAGUUGAUUACCACCUUUGUCUUUCAAGUACCUUUUCAUAUCACAGGCACAGAGGUGAACCUAUGCCUAUGAAUCUGAACAGUUUUUGUUCCAAAAAUCAAUAAAUGCAUAUUUGAGUCGGGUUAGAUAGGCAGGUGCUAUUGCACAGUAAUGCUCACCACCCAUACUCAGUGUCACAGACUUUCUUGAAAGCUAUGUUUAAUUAUAGGUUUCCUGUAUCAAGCUCAAAGCUGUUAAAGACAAUGGCAAACGAGCCCAAAAUAGUGAGGUGUUAGUUGAAACCGUAGGAUCUGACUAGCAAAGUGUCCUGUGCAGAAUUAACAUCCAUAUGCUAAGUAUUC